Molecule: messenger RNA, 1224 nt
Organism: Penicillium nucicola
Lineage: Eukaryota; Fungi; Ascomycota; Eurotiomycetes; Eurotiales; Aspergillaceae
Product: urease accessory protein UreD
Exons: 1
Coding region: 1-1224 (407 amino acids)
Molecular function (GO): nickel cation binding
Source: RefSeq, a predicted model, not a curated record
AUGCGACAACCAGCAGCACCGAUUCCCUCGCCCUUCCAAUCCUCCAUUGCGAAGCCAGGCCAAGGCAAAGUCGUUCUCUCGCUCCUCCCACCAGCAAACCCAACCUUUACAACCCUCACCUAUAAAUAUCCAUUGAAGCUCGUCCCCCGAACAGGCGCCUUCGUUCCCAGCCCCGAAUCUUCCGCCCUCUCCGACUCAUGCCCCUCACAUCCGGUACAUCUCUACCUUCUCACCUAUGGAGGCGGCCUGCUACCGGGCGAUCACAUCGAAGUAUCCAUCACGCUAGAACCCAAGACCCGAAUGGUCGUCACAACCCCGCAGGGGAGCACGAAAAUCUUCAAAACAGACACAAACAGUAGCGCAAAUAGCCCCAAUGUCAUCAAGGGUCACCGCAAGCAAAUGCCCGCAAACCCGAGUAUCUCUGAUAUGAGCCAGCAAUCCCUCGAUGUGAACAUUGGCCGUCAAGCAGCCCUCUGCUACCUGCCCGACCCCUCAGUCCCCUUCCAAAACAGCCGCUAUGCCCAAAUCCAGACAUUCACGGUCGACGCCACGGCAAAGGGCAACCAGAGGAGUAGUCUCUGUGUCCUCGACUGGGUAACGCAAGGCCGGACAUCCCGCGGCGAAAACUGGAACUUCCGCUUCUGGCGCGGCCGCAACGAAGUCUGGGCCGCAGACGAGAAAACAGGCAAGAGCAGGCUCUUACUCCGGGACUCGGUUAUUCUCGACGACGAAUCCGAGGAUACAAGUGAUGAGGACGAGUCCGAAGAUGAAGUCGAGCACACGAAUGUCAAUAUCCACAACGGCAUUGACAAUCAUUCCAACUCCACUUCCAAUCCCACCGCCACUCGCCCUCAACAAUACCAAAGUGGACUCAAAGCCAUGAAUAUCAUCGCCGAACGGACUCGGCCUCAUGGGGUUGUUGGCACGUUGAUCCUCUCCGGUCCGGUCUUUGAGGCGCUGGGCUCGUAUCUCAUGCACGAAUUCCAGACGCAGCCGCGCAUUGGUAGUCGCAAUUGGUCUGAUCAUUCCUCUGCUGUGCCUGAACCGUCGGUGAGUCAUCAUGGCGAUGUGACGUGGACGGCAGCGCGGGUGCGGGCUGGAUUCGUGCUUGUGAAGUUCGGUGCCAAGGACUUUGAGACAGCUAAGCAUUGGCUUGGUGGGCUGAUUCGGGAGGAAGGAAGUGUUGUUCGUGAAUUCGGCGAGGAAGCGCUGUUUUGUCUGUGA